UACAAUUAUAAUAUAGAUUCUAUAUUCUAUAUUUUUUUUUUCCGGAGAGGAGGGUCUACAUAGGAUGCAAGCCCUGAGCAUCAGGGCUUAGGAGGAGUCGAAAAAAAAGUCAUCACCUUUUCCCUUGCUUGUUUCCUUCUCUCCUCCUCCAACCCAACCAACACUCUGCCCCACAACCAACAUUCGACAACUCAAAAAACAGUCUUCAAGGUCAGUGCCAUAAUUGCUUCCAAACCUAGCGCCAGGAUGCCCGCCGCUACAGAGCCCAGCGCCACUGGGCACUCACAAAACCUGGGUUCACAGUCGACCCAGGCGCCCCCCCCACCACAUCCACCUGUUUUCUAUAGCCGGGGAUUUAACAUAUAAGCCAUCAGAAGGUCGGAUUGGAUGUUAACAUGGCGAGCAAGACGUUGAAGGGAUGGUCCGAAAUCACGGUCUACCCAACAGAUGCUUCAUUGCGACAAUUUAGAUUGAACUGCAGACAGUGCAGGAUUACUAGAUGCUAUGUUAACGGAAGAGCAACGGCUACACAACAUACUGAUCCAUACCAGAAUUUUAAGAUGCAUGAGACUUCUACCGUGCACCAACAUCACCAAUACCGGAAGAAGUUGGAUGCAGUGCUACACGACCCUCCUGAGCAUGAACUUGUAAUCAACCUACCUUCCAGGGUUAAGAUCGAGCCCAUACCUCCAACGGGGCAAUUCAAGGCGGACUCUCUAGAUGCUACUACGAAUGCGGCUACUGGGAUAAUGACUUCGUCACUGCUUACAUCCCGGACAGACAAUUCACUUAGCCCGUUCGCACCUCUAACUAUUAAGAUUGAGUUUGUUGUUGAAAACAUCAGGGAUGGGUUCAAUUUUGUUGGCUGUAACCUAGGGGAUAUGCGAUACCCACACGCCUAUACAACACAUUCGCCUCUCCCUGGAACUGCCUGCGGCCUUUUCCCUACUCUCGACGGUAUUCAUGAACGGUGGACAUGGGAACUUGAGAUCACAGCACCGAGGACUCUUGGGGAUAUUCCGAAAGGGAACUUGUCCGAGACUAAAGAGAAGAGGGGAGAUACCAAUGCGACGGCUAAUGGGACUAACGGUCUGCCUAAUGGGAUUAACGGUGUUAAUGGCAAUCAUACUUCUGACGAAGAUGUUGAUGAAACGCUUGACGAUGAUAAUGAUCUCGAUAUUAUUGUCAUAUGCAGCGCAAAUUUAAAAGACGAGGUUUGUUUAGGAGACAAACCUUGGAAGAAGACCUGGAAGUUCGAGCAGACAGUGGCUGUAUCUCCUCAACAUAUCGCAAUUGCCGUAGGUCCCUUCGAACGUGUCAAUCUCUCCGAGUACCGUGAUGUGGAGGCCGAGGAAGCUAUGGGAAUUAUGAUUGUGGAUGUGAUGGGCUAUUGCCUUCCUAGCCGGGAAGCAGAGCUCAGAAGCACAUGCAUGUUCAUUCCAAGAGCCCUCGAUUAUAUGUUCAAGGAGUUCGGCCAAUACGUCUUCCAAUCAUUCAACCUUUGUUUCGUUGACGACCUCGUUUGUGAUACCACCGAGUCGGCCUCUUUGGUAAUAUGCAGUAACCGCCUCUUGUUCCCGGAGAGCCUGAUCGACCCUAUUGAGCCAGUUACUCGAACACUUACAUACUCGCUUGCCGCACAAUGGGCCGGGGUUCAUGUAGUUCCAAAGGAUUGGUCUGAUACAUGGGUUAUUGUUGGGAUGGCAUAUUGGAUGGCCAACUGUUUUCUGAAGACCCUGAUGGGUAAUAACUGGUACCGGUUCAACCUCAAGAAAGAUGCGGAGAAGAUCUGCGAACUGGACAUCGGAAGACCAUCCCUCUACGCUCAAGGAUUCCAAGUCCCAAUUGAGCCAUCCGCCCUGGACUUUAUCAAACUUAAGGCGCCAGUUGUAUUGACGAUAUUGGAAAAGCGAUUGUGGAAGGUUAGCUCCUCAAUGGUAUUGCACCGCGUGGUUCGAAAAACCUUUCUUGGAGCAAUUGCAGGCGAUUUGAAGAAUGGCUUAAUGAGCACUCAACAUUUCACCCGGUUGUGUGAGAAGAACAGUCACACCAAACUCGAAUCCUUCUUUCAGCAGUGGGUAUACGGUUCUGGUUAUCCACGGUUUGAAGUCUCCCAGCGCUUUAAUAAGAAGAGGAUGAUUGUAGAGAUGGGUAUUCGACAGGUGCAGUCGUCGGAGACUCCGGCCGCACGAGUGACGGCUGAAAACUUUAUGCAGGACGCGAUGAAUCACGAGCGCCAUAUUGUUGUUGGUCCUACAAGGCCUGUCUAUACUGGACCAAUGACUAUUCGGAUUCAUGAGGCGGAUGGAACCCCAUAUGAGCACGUUGUCGACAUCAAAGAGGGUUAUACAAAGCUUGAUAUACCGUACAACACUAAGUACAAGCGAUUAAAACGUUCCAGACGACAGAAAGAGAGGGCUGCUGCUGGAGCUGGUGUGGACGUUAGCAUAGAUGCACAGAAUGACGAUGUUUUGCUCUACUGUCUCGGCGAUGUCCUACAGGCUGAGGAUGAGGUUGUCGAUUGGAAGAUGGAAGAUUGGUCAAAGGAGGAAGAAGACAAGAUGGCUCAGGAGUCCUUCGAGUGGAUACGCAUGGACGCAGAUUUCGAGUGGAUAUGUACUCUCAAGGUCAACCAGCCAGACUACAUGUUUCUCUCACAGUUGCAGCAAGACAGGGAUGUCAUCGCACAGUAUGAGGCAUUGCAAUAUUUCUCGAGUGUCAAAGAGUCAGCCUUGAUUUCUUCAAUAUUUGUCAGAACCUUGAUGGAUCGAAGGUACUACUGGGCCAUACGCGUUGAGGCAGCGAUGGGGCUCGCAAAGUGUGCCACGGCGGAGCUCAAUUGGAUAGGCCAAUUCCAUUUGAUGAAGGCUUUCCAGGUGUUCUUUUGUUUUCCGGAAUCUUCGGUACCCAAAAGUAACGACUUCGCGGAUGCGACUGCAUACUAUGUUCAAAAAGCGAUUCCCACGGCGGUGUCACGCAUAAGAAAUGUGUCUGGUGCUUGUCCAACAUCUGCGCAGCGCUGGAUUCUGGAUGUGUUGCGUUGGAACGAUAACAAUAAUAACAACUAUGACGAUUGUUUAUACAUUGCAACGUUGAUGAAAGCACUUGCCAAUACUAUCACAAUUACGAAGUUUGAUUUGAAUAACGAUUCCGGAUAUGAGGAUGAGGAAGCUAUUCAGACUCAAAAUGAGUCGAUCAACGAGAUUGAGCGAUAUCUCCGCAUAGACAAGUGGCAGUCUGUAUAUCAGAAUGUCCUAUCUGAGACAGCUGUCGAGAUUCUGAAAGACUGGAUUCUGUCGGGUAUCAAAGACAAAGAUUCCAAGUUUUUCCUGUCAUACACCCGUGAAGGGACAUUAGAUUCUCUGAGAGCCAAGUGUUUCGAAUGUCUGGUUGAGCUCGGGGCGAUGCACCGACCUGGGUUUGUCAAGUACUUGGCCAAAGUUAUGAGCUCCGACCCUUCGCCAUACCUGCGCCAUCGACUGUGGAAAGUACUCGGAAAGGGUCUUGGCAUGAUUGCUGUCGGAAGCACCAAACCAGUGAAUAAUAAUUCCAAUCCUGGCUUCGGAGAGAUGACCUUCGUUGACGAUUCGGUUGAUAUGUCACAUGAACGGCGGAGUGAGCUUGCCAAAGAGACAAUCGCUGGAGCAAUUAAGAACCUGAAGGUGGAACUUACGGACAACGAAGCUUUCAAGCAAGCUUUGUGGGCUGCAGCUAUCUCUCCAGACAUUGGCCUUAUUGAGGUCCGCAACUUCCUCGACAUCUGCAGUCUACUAUUUGAGACCAAGUCAUCCCUUGUGGUUAUACUCAGGCAGAAGUCGAAGACCUUGAAGUGCAUCCACCUCGGAAACUGUAGGAUGGUAAUCAAGAGCGAAUAUCGAAACUGGUACGCCCCACGCCCUCAACCGCCGCCAUCACGUCCUGCUACCUCAACCCAUCAAGACUCUCCGUACGCACAGAACUCAACUCCUCGCUCUGGCCCAAUAAAGCUUGUCACAAACCCAAGACCUCGUAACAACUCGGGCUCUGCCAGGAGACUCAAGACAGAGAGGCAAUCCUCGGGGUCCACGCCUAGACCUAAGCAGACGGCGGCGUCUUGUACUCCAAAGGCCUCGCCAGCGGCAGGAGGGGCUGGAUCGACCCAGAGACCGACAAAGAUCGUGUUGAAGUUGAAAAGGCCGUUGCCGCAGAAUGGUGAUAACGCGUAAGCAUAGGCUAGGGGAGGAAAGUGGGGGAAAGAGGAGGGAUGGGCAUAGCGGGGAUUAAUUAAUUGCGGCCUGAUCUUUUUUCUUUCUUUCUUUUUUAAAGUCCUUUGAGUGUUUUUCACCUCCCGUUUACGAUACUUACUUUAGCUUAGCUUUACCCUUUACUUACUUAGCUUUACUUAACUUCACUUGCUUCAUACGGUGUGUAUCAUUAAAGCCGACUAUUUUUCAUUUUUCAUCUUCAUCUUCAUAUCAUUUCUCCGCUGUACAUCUUUUCCUUCUCUCCACUUUUCGUCACCAUCGUUAGGGCUCCAAUGGCGGAAUAGGCUCCGCCUCCCCACUUAUAUUCCUUCUUAUAUUCCUCCUUAUAUUUUUCUUUUUUUCUUUUCUUCCUUCCAUUGUCAAACUUUUGCAAAUAGGUAUCAUAGCAUAAAUUGGGAACUUGGGCGUUCUUUCUAUUUUUAUUCUUUACCACUUUCCUAUCUUCCUUGUACUUGAAAUCAAAGUUUUUUUUUUCGUUUCCUUUUAAUCACCACUUUGGUCGGAGGGGAUGCGGAACGAUGUGAAAGGGGAGGGUGGCGCGGGGGGGGUUUCUUGAUAAAAAAAGAGUUGGGUUUUUUUUUUCAGUAUGAAACUGUAUGGUAGGUUAGCUGAAUUAUGACGGUAGUAUUAUACCCUACCUAGUGGGGCUUGUCA
Tuber melanosporum (Perigord truffle) is the source of this 4898-nucleotide messenger RNA. RefSeq lists its product as uncharacterized. Lineage: Eukaryota; Fungi; Ascomycota; Pezizomycetes; Pezizales; Tuberaceae. Gene Ontology annotation, cellular component: transcription factor TFIID complex. The coding region runs from base 396 to 4205 and encodes 1269 amino acids. The record is from RefSeq and is a predicted model, not a curated record. Gene Ontology annotation, biological process: transcription initiation at RNA polymerase II promoter. The transcript is spliced from 13 exons. Gene Ontology annotation, molecular function: transcription cis-regulatory region binding; chromatin binding; RNA polymerase II general transcription initiation factor activity.